Messenger RNA from Microtus ochrogaster (prairie vole), 3151 nucleotides. RefSeq names its product ras homolog family member U (gene Rhou). The record is from RefSeq and is a predicted model, not a curated record. Gene Ontology annotation, molecular function: GTPase activity; GTP binding. Gene Ontology annotation, biological process: small GTPase-mediated signal transduction. NCBI's taxonomy places the organism in Eukaryota, Metazoa, Chordata, Mammalia, Rodentia, Cricetidae.
GCGGGCGGCGCCGAGGGGCGCGGCGUCAAGUGCGUACUGGUCGGCGACGGCGCGGUGGGCAAGACCAGCCUGGUGGUCAGCUAUACCACCAACGGCUACCCCACCGAGUACAUCCCCACGGCCUUCGACAACUUCUCGGCUGUGGUGUCAGUAGAUGGGCGGCCUGUGAGACUCCAGCUCUGUGACACGGCAGGACAGGACGAAUUUGACAAGCUGAGGCCCCUCUGCUACACCAACGCAGACAUCUUCCUGCUGUGCUUCAGCGUGGUGAGCCCCACCUCCUUCCAAAAUGUCAGUGAGAAGUGGGUACCGGAGAUUCGGUGUCACUGCCCGAAGGCCCCCAUCAUCCUGGUUGGGACCCAGUCGGACCUUCGAGAAGAUGUCAAAGUGCUCAUUGAGCUGGACAAAUGCAAGGAGAAGCCAGUCCCCGAGGAGGCGGCGAAGCUGUGCGCAGAGGAAAUCAAAGCUGUCUCCUAUAUCGAAUGCUCAGCUUUGACUCAGAAAAACCUCAAAGAGGUGUUUGACGCCGCCAUUGUUGCUGGUAUCCAGCACUCAGACUCCCAGCAACAGCCCAAGAAGUCUAAAAGCAGGACCCCAGAUAAGGUGCGGGACCUGUCCAAGUCCUGGUGGAGAAAGUACUGCUGCCUGGCCUGACCCUCGCAAGCAGCUGGUGUUUAAGCUGCAAGGAACUCUUUGUGUCACGUGGGUGUGGUCAUAGGACAAGCCCUCAAAAGCGUGCCCCUUUGUCCUUAAUUUCCUGUCCGAGAGACUGGAGUUGAGAUCCAUAUGCAAACUAUGUUAGAGAAAUUUGGAAGUUAAGUUGUUUUGUUUUUGUUUUUCGUAACUCUGGAAACUUAGAGCUGUAGACCUCUGGAUUAAUUUAUAUUCAUAUGAAAAGGGCUCUUCCAAGCUAGGUUACAUGAAGUUCUGCUGCAUUGCACAGGACAAAGGAGACCGCGCCCUUCUCCUGACCAAGGGCUGCUGAGUGCUCAGUGAAUGACGAGCACACCAGACUUGGUGAGAAUCAGUCCCGGCUCCGAAACCACACAAACCAUACCUGUUUUUGUAAGCGCAUAAAUCUGAAGAAAAGAUCUGCUCCUGACCAGAAGACCUCACACCCGUCCCUUUGUCAUUCAGUCACACUGGCUUGCUUAAGAUUCUAAACCAAAACAUCCCGCUGACUCCUGACUUUGUGCUGUCUGAAGAGAACACUUGCUUGUAAGGCUUUCUGGUUUGUUUUGAAUCACGUGACCAGUUGUGUUGCUAUGAAAAUGGUGGGCAUGGCUCUUGGAAGGCAAGUGCUGGGUGCAGAGCUGGCAUUAUUUUCAGGGGGCAACUGACUCAUGUUGAGAUCAGAGAGUGCUCUUUGCUUUCAGGAGUGGCUUGUGCACUGGGCCAUCUGUGUCCUGGUGAGGAAAGCAAGAGGAGGUUCUUGUCUAGGGACUUAAAGCCGCCAAGCUCACAGUAUCCCAUUUGCAAAAAGGGGGUCCCUUCCUCGAGAGACGCCAUAGUCGAUUGUGGGACACACACACACACACACACACACACACACACACACACCUUAAGUGUGCUGAAAUGUCCAUCUGGGUACACACUCAUAUGUUUGUGUGCAUGCACACAUGAGUGUGCUCACACACACACAGGUGGCUGGUUUGCUAAUGAAAUUUUGAGACACACAAAAGUGUGGUUGUAGGUGUCAGGGUGGCAUGCCUUCCUCUUGACAUUUUUUUGAACAGACAUCAUUUUGUAGAAUGUUAUCUUCAUUUACACAUUUUUGAAACUAUCUUAAAAUGUGGGAUGAGCAUACUUUUGAUGUUCAGAAGAUCAUGCUUGUGGCGCUUGUCCUUUAAGGGGAGGGUCUUAGAGCUGACUGUCCCGAGACUGCCCUGUGUUAGGAGAGCUCUUUCAGUGUUGUAGGUACUUCCAAGAUGUAGGGGCCAGACAGUGAAUCCCAGCUUCUCAUUUGCUCUGGGCAAGGUACCUCUUUGUGGCCACCUGGUAACAAAAUUUUCUGUCUGUGAAAAAAUUUUUUAUAUUGAAAAAAGUCAACCUUAUGAUUGAAAAAAAAGUAAAAAGAUCAGGUCAUAUUUCAGGUCAAUGACUUCUUCCUGCUGGCGAAUAGGACCCAGGACUUUCUUUAUUAAAGUGAAAAGGUUAAUUGCUGAACCACUGGGAAAGAUGAACUGUUUGUGACUGAGCCUCCAGCACAGUGCCAGUGACAUCAGCCACGCUUUCCUGAUGCAUCUCACUGUGGCCUGAGCGGUAGCAUUGCUUCACUUACGGAAAUGCUUAUAACUGGCCUUGUGACUGAGUUUACUGCCCUACUGUGCUUGACUGCCUGGAAAGCCCGCCUCCAAGAGGAGGCUCCGUCUAUCCUGUGUACAGAAGGUGGGUGGGGAGGAGUGAGUUAUUUAAUUUUAAAUGUUAUAAUAAAAGCCAAUGUAGUGGAGACCAAGGACAUGAACAUUUAGAACACAGACUUGAAGUAUGGUGCCAGGGCCGUGGGGCCUCGUACCCGGCCUCUGGGUCACUGGGAAGUGGCAUGAAGGAUGCUGUGUGACCAAGUUCUGGACACUUCCUUCUGGAAUGGAUAUUUCUGGGCUGUUAUGCCACAAAUCUUCUGGGUUGACACUGGCCUGCAAGUUUUCAAUAUAUUACUGCAGCCUAUGGAGUAAUAAGGUCUGAAUGUACUUGAGGUUUUCCUGCAUUUUUACUUUUCGAAUAUAGAGAUUUGGGCUGAGAAAUUUUUAAAAGUCUGUGCCUGAAUGAAAUGUAAAGUUGGUUCUCUUUGUGACUGAAAAGUGGCAGAACAUACAGGCUGGCGUCUCGGGAGGGCUCUGUGAGCCGUGUGCGUAGCCAUGUCUCUUCAGACUCUCAGUGUAGGCCAAGUCACCUGGAAUACACACCGUAGCAGGCCACCAAGCUGUCACCUCAUCGUGUGUGCAAACAAACUUUUGAUACCUUUAUUUUCUGCUCACCAGACAUGUGAGCAGCUCCCCAGAAGUCUCAAGCCGAGAGGGGAGCCUCACCACUCUGCAGGUGCCUUACCAACUUGUGCUUUUCUGUCUUCACGUGUCAAAGAUGUUGGACAGAAUCUUGUACUUGAAAAUGCUAUAAAUGAGUCACUAUGAAAUAAACUCUGACCUGUGGA